CCAAUCGCGGCGCUUCGCAGCAUUUUUCCUUUCGUCGCCCAUGUUAUCAAAUUGAACCGGCCACACAGGCUGCAAAGUGCUGCGAAGCGUUGCAAUCGGCUCGCGCUCUGCAGCGAUCAUUUCGGCAACAAGGACUGACAAAGGGAGCCAACAUAUAUACAGCGCAGGGUUAUCACACAAUGGACAACAGCUGAUGAUUGGACUGAGAGAUAAGGGGUGCAGGGAGACAGGAGAAGGAGUGACAAAACCAGGACUGGAACCCAGGGAGACAGAAAGAAAGACCUAGGGCAGGUAAAGACAGAAAGCAGAUGGUAUCAUAAAGGGUUCUCCUAUUGGGACAAGCCAAUGUGGUUCUAGUUAACACUUUUAUUUCACGAGUAUAGGUGUGUUUGAAUGUUUUUACUUUACAAUAAAAAGUUAAUAAAAACAAAAACUAGAAUAUCUUUAUUGGAUUUGUCCCAAUAAAGUACAGAUGAGAGACACUUCUGCUUACAAGCCCCAACAUUUUAAAAAUCCCUUUCAAUUUUUGAAAACUGUUAGUGUUGGCUUGGAGUCUCGAAGAACAGAAGUCAUGCUACAGAUUUCAAAUUGAGGUGAACCUUUAGCCAAUUAUGAAAAUUACACAGCCAAAGCUAUAAUGAAAUGGUCAGGGAACAAAAACUUUGAAAAACAUUUUUACAGGAUGACUUGACAUGGGGAAAGUUCCAUUUGAACUGAAGCAAUCAAUACUACAAAGGUUGUGUUGUGCAAAUAGUUUUCUCCACCCCCAUCAUGCACUGCAGUACACUGACCCUGUCCCACAUGAGACAGACUCUUAUGCUCAGCUCUUUGCUCACAACCAGGUCUCAAAAAAUAUAUAUAUCCAAGGAUGAAGUUGACCACAUGCAUAUGGCUGCUGCUUUCCAUUCUAUCAUCUUCAUGUGGUGCCCAUGAUAUAUGCAGUGCCAAGCCCAGAGACCUGCCCCUGGAGCCUAAGUGCAUCUACCGCAGCCCUGAUGAGGCACUCACUGGGGAUACAGAUCCAGAGAAGGUCCCUGAGGCAACAAAUCCCAGGGUGUGGGAGUUAUCCAAGGCUAACAGCCUUUUUGCCUUGUCCUUGUUCAAGCAGCUGGCCCAAAGCAAACCCCAAGAUGCUAAUAUCUUUCUGUCACCCAUUAGUAUCUCCACUGCCUUUGCCAUGACAAAGUUGGGUGCUUGCAAUGACACGCUGAAGCAGAUCAUGAAUGUUUUUAAGUUUGAUACAAUUAAAGAGAAGACAUCCGACCAAGUACAUUUCUUCUUUGCAAAACUCAACUGUCGCCUGUACCGUAAGAAAGACAAGACAACAGAACUGAUCUCAGCCAACCGUCUAUUUGGAGACAAGUUCCUUGUGUUCAAUGAAACAUACCAGAACAUUAGUGAACUGGUGUAUGGAGCCAAACUCAUGCCACUUAAUUUUAAGGAAAAGCCAGAGCUAUCGCGAAAGAUAAUCAACGAAUGGAUCUCAAACCAGACGGAGAAUAAAAUUAAAGACACAAUACCAGAGGGGGUGCUUGAUUCUAAUACAGUGUUGGUCCUGGUUAACACUAUCUAUUUUAAGGGUCAGUGGAAAAACAAAUUUGACAAAGAGAAUGUCUUCAAGUCUGACUUCUAUGUCAGUAAGUCAAAGACCUGUCAUGUAUCCAUGAUGUACCAGGAAACUAAGUUCCGUUACGGCAGGUUCAUUGAAGACGAAGUCCAGCUCCUUGAACUGCCUUACUAUGGAGGGGACAUUACCAUGGUGCUGAUCCUGCCCUUAAAAGAGAAACCACUGUCUGAGGUGGAAGAAAAUUUGAAUUUGAAGAAACUCAUGGGCUGGUUGCAAGCAAUGAAGGAAACAACAGUAUCUGUACAGGUCCCACGCUUUAAAAUUGAGGACAGCUUCAGUUUGAAAGAAAAAUUACAGGCCAUGGGUCUUCAUGAUCUAUUUAAUUCCCAAAAAUCCAGCUUGCCAGGAAUCCUGGAGGAUGAAAUAAGUCCCCUGUACAUUUCUGAUGCUUUCCAUAAGGCAUUCCUGGAGGUUAAUGAAGAAGGCAGUGAGGCAGCAGCUGCAACAGCUGUGGUGGCCAUUGGUCGUUCCAUCAACUUUAACCGGGAGGUGUUUGUAGCAAACCGACCAUUCAUGCUGCUCAUCCGAGAGUCCACCAUCAACACCAUGGUGUUCACUGGCCGAGUGGCUGAUCCAUGUGAUAACCGCCAGUGAUAUGACUCUCUCUCACAUCCAUACACAUAUUUAAGAUUUUCUCCUCAACAAAUAUAGAUCCACAUAUUUUGUUGGCCAAACUGCCAAUUGUUUAUGUUCGUUUCAUCAGAAAUAAAUUGACUGGGAUGGACAUUUUAUACAAUUAUUUCAAG
This is a messenger RNA of Hypomesus transpacificus, 2373 nucleotides long. It is a transcript of the gene serpinc1, whose product is annotated as serpin peptidase inhibitor, clade C (antithrombin), member 1. The coding region runs from base 869 to 2221 and encodes 450 amino acids. The record is from RefSeq and is a predicted model, not a curated record. Gene Ontology annotation, molecular function: serine-type endopeptidase inhibitor activity. The transcript has 8 exons. Lineage: Eukaryota; Metazoa; Chordata; Actinopteri; Osmeriformes; Osmeridae.